GAGAAAUGGGCUCCUGUCAAUAGUUACUUAUCAUGUAUUGUAGACAAAUAAAGCAGAUUGAAGGGAUUCGAGGUUAUUUUAAAGGUCUUGGACCUAACUUGGUCGGUGUUAUUCCAGCAAGAGCCAUCAAUUUUUAUACAUAUGGAAACGGUAAAAAAAUAUUUACUGAGUUAAACCAUGGAAAGGAAACAGCAGUAGUUCAUUUAGCUUCUGCUGCUACGGCAGGCAUUGUCACUUCAACUGUAACCAACCCCAUUUGGGUGAUCAAAACCCGAUUGCAGCUACAAGGAAAGCAAAGACUUUACUCGAGUAGUUUUGAUUGUGGUAUUCAGAUAUUAAAACAUGAAGGUAUUAAAGGGUUAUAUAAAGGUAUGAGUGCUUCAUACCUUGGUGUCGCUGAAGGUACUAUUCAGUGGGUUAUGUACGAAAAUCUCAAGAAGAGAUGGGCCCAAUCUUCUGAUCAACUGGAAAAUAAGAGGACGAUCGGCGGUAAAAGUGCACAGGCAUGGAUUGGUAAUUUAGGUGCUGCUGCAGUAGCAAAGUUAGUAGCCGCUUGUAUUGCAUAUCCGCAUGAAGUCAUAAGAACAAGAUUGAGAGAACCAGUUUCAAAGACCGGAACUGUCAAAUAUACUGGACUUUUGCAAUGCUUAAAGUUGAUCGUCAAAGAGGAAGGUGUAGUUGCAUUAUACGGCGGCAUGUCUGCUCAUCUCAUGCGUGUCGUACCAAACGCUGCGAUUAUGUUCUUUUGCUAUGAAGCUAUUUUGCAUAAUUUCGGCGAAGAAAAAAAGCGCUGAUAUUAGAAUCAUCUGCUUUCUUUUAUGUAAAUACUAUAUUCAUACACAUUAUCAAAAAUAAUUAAACACAAUAUGCUAAAGUCUCUCUUUUUGUUGUUAAUGCAUUGCCUAUCAAAGGACAAUGAAUCAAGCAUUUUUGUUUAAUAAAUAAACGACCCUCUUAUGAAACUUUGCCAAGUUUUAUCUGCCGGGUAAAUUGAAGGAUGCAUGCGAAGGUUCCCCUUGACUCCUGUAUUACAAGAUUAAAAGAAGUUUUGGGAGUACAAGUCG
This is a messenger RNA of Mucor mucedo, 1064 nucleotides long. RefSeq names its product mitochondrial carrier domain-containing protein. Bases 33 to 794 code for a protein of 253 amino acids. Lineage: Eukaryota; Fungi; Mucoromycota; Mucoromycetes; Mucorales; Mucoraceae. Gene Ontology annotation, biological process: pyrimidine nucleotide import into mitochondrion. Gene Ontology annotation, cellular component: mitochondrion. The transcript has 4 exons. Gene Ontology annotation, molecular function: pyrimidine nucleotide transmembrane transporter activity. The record is from RefSeq and is a predicted model, not a curated record.